CUGGUGGUGACUUUUCUCCCAUCAUGUCAAGGUAUGUCUCAUUUUGCGUGACUUUCUGUCCCCAACAGGGAUGGCAAAGCCACACUAUGGAGAUCGUGGAGAUGCCUCUCUGCCAAGCUUCUUCAUCAUCUUCAUCUUCCUGCAGCUCCUGCCCACUGGGAACGGGAAAGCUGAUUUCUAUGUCCUUGGGCCUGGAGAACCUCUUCUGGCCAUAGUGGGGGAAGACACAGAGUUGCCAUGUAGAAUGUCCCCCAACAUCAGCGCUGAGGGCAUGGAGCUGAGGUGGUACAGGGACCAGCCCUCCCCAGCCGUGCACUUGCACAAGAAUGGGGAAGAUGUGUUUGAAGAGCAGAUGGUGGAGUACCAGGGAAGAACAACUUUUAUGAGCGACCAUAUGGCCAGGGGUGAGGCCAUGGUGAGGAUACACAAUGUCACCGUGUUUGAUAAUGGAACAUAUCACUGCCUCUUCAAGGAACACACAUCUUACAGCAAUGCCACCUUCUGGCUGAAGGUAGCAGGGCUGGGAUCAGCACCCAGAAUCCGAGUGACCAACAAUCACGACAAAGGUAUCCAGGUAGAGUGCACCUCGGCAGGCUGGUACCCAGAGCCCUGGGUAGAGUGGAGGGACCUCAGGGGACAGAUGAUGCCUGCUGUGACCCAUUUCUCAGUGUUGGACACCAGUGGCCUCUUCACUGUGGUAUCUAGUGUGGUACCCCAAGACGGAAUUACAGAGGGUCUGACUUGCUACAUCUCCAACCCCCUCCUCUCUGAGAGCAAAGUGGCAGAGAGCAGCUGGCCCACUUCUCUCUCCGGAAGGCCUCAGUUAACAGAAUGGAGACUAGCUCUGCCUUUGAUCCUCAUUGCACUUGGACUUGUAAUGGCUGGAGUCAUCUGUCUCUUUGGGAAACAUCAGAGGGAAGAACUCAGGACACAGCUAGAAGAAGAUACAGAGCAAGGGGGAAAAGAGCAGAAGCAGCCAGGAAGCUGGGCUGAAGCUAAGCUAUUCCAUGUGAGCCCAUCCCUGGACCCCAAUACCGCAAGCCCCAAACUCAUGGUGUCUGAGAAUCAGAAAAGUGUGAAGCGGCUGCUCUUUGAGCAGGACCUGCCCCUCAAUUCCAGGAGAUUUGACCAGGACCCCUGCAUCAUGGCCCAUGAGCGGUUCUGGACUGGACGAUAUUACUGGGAAGUAGAGGUGGGAGACAGGAAAGCUUGGACUCUGGGUGUGUGUCUGGAGAGUUUAGGUCGGGUGGGAAGGAUCCCCAAGUCCCCCCAGCAUGGCCUCUGGGCAGUGGAGUUUUACAAGAAGAGAUUCUGGGCUCUCUCCUAUCCCAGGACUCCUCUCUCUCCUCCCCAGCCUUUCCGCAGGGUGGGUAUUUUCUUGGACUGUGAUGGUGGGGAGAUCUCCUUCUACCACGUGACUCAUGGUACCCUGGUCUACACGUUCUCCACACUGUCUUUUCCUGGUGCUCUGCAACCAUUCCUUUGCCUAUGGACUCAUGACCCCAUCCCUCUGACCCUCUGCCCAGUGGUUGGAGAGACCCAGAAAGACAAGGGGCCCCCUGGAGAUCCCUGACUACCCCUGAGAACUCCUGGAACUUCAAUAAGGAGAAAGCAGUAGGGAUUUUAACUCAGGGUCUCACACUUGCUCAGUAGGCACUCUACCACUUUAACCACAACCCCCAGCCCUGGUGAUA
This is a messenger RNA of Castor canadensis (American beaver), 1694 nucleotides long. RefSeq names its product putative butyrophilin-like protein 10. Gene Ontology annotation, molecular function: signaling receptor binding. NCBI's taxonomy places the organism in Eukaryota, Metazoa, Chordata, Mammalia, Rodentia, Castoridae. Gene Ontology annotation, cellular component: external side of plasma membrane. Gene Ontology annotation, biological process: T cell receptor signaling pathway; regulation of cytokine production. The record is from RefSeq and is a predicted model, not a curated record.